Messenger RNA from Xiphophorus maculatus (southern platyfish), 1512 nucleotides. RefSeq lists its product as uncharacterized. The transcript has 10 exons. The record is from RefSeq and is a predicted model, not a curated record. NCBI's taxonomy places the organism in Eukaryota, Metazoa, Chordata, Actinopteri, Cyprinodontiformes, Poeciliidae. Bases 72 to 1115 code for a protein of 347 amino acids.
CUCUUAAUGCGGAGCUGUACUCUUGCAAAUUUUUCUGGACUGUUGGACUGGUGUCAUCAAACAAACUCAAAAUGCCGUCAAUUUAUUUGUUUUACCUUGGAUUGGUUUUGACCUCCGUUGUUGCAAACGAUGUGAUGAACACAACCCAGGAUUCCAGUAGUCUACAAACGAUUAUCACCACAGAAGCCACUGACCCAGUGGUCACCAGUAGCGCCACAUCCACGACCGCCAUCAUCACCACAAAGACCUCAAAUACCCUGGAGACCAGCAGAAGCAUGAACGCAUCUGAUAGUAACACCAACACCACAUCUACUCCAGGAGACAGGAACAAGACUCAGACCAGUGAUGGAGGUGUUGCCAGGACUACCAUCCCCAUGGAGAAGCCUUCAUCUGCGCCAACUGCCAUAAAUAAAAACCUUUCAUCUACAACAAAACAUAAUCCAGCAACCACAAAAAUGGCCAACAAAUCUACAAUGUCAAGCGAGAGCACUGGAAUCAUCAUCGUGGUCGUAAUCGCCCUUGUAAUCGUUGUGUUUGGUGUCGUUUGCUUUGUGUCACGGAGAAGAGGAAGGCGCUACUCGGUUGAUUUUGCCGCGAGCCCCGAUGAAAACGUCCCACUCGGCGCCAUACACCCGGAAGUCCGUGCUGAGUCUGCGCCUCAAAACGGUCUGAAAACCUUUGAUAGCACAGAAACGGCUGGUACUGAGCCAAAAGGACCAGAAGUAGCGCCUGAAACACAGGAAGAGAAAAAAGAAGAGGCUGCCAUAUCUGCUGCUGCACCCAGCGCUGAGGCUGCUGCUCCACCCGAAGCUGCAGCUGCAUCGGCAUCAGAAGCUGCACCUGCAGCUACACCGGAAGCUCCAGCUGCGGCUCCUUCUCCAGACAGCUCGGAGGAAAAACCAAAAGCGGAUGACGCCAAGCAGAGUUCCUCAGCACCCGUGGACCCUCUUGCUGAAGAGAAAACCGAUGAUGAAGGUGCCGUCUCCAACAAGACUUCUGUGGAGUCACUGAAGGAGACGAAUGAGAACAACAGCAACAACUCUGGCUCCAGCCAGAGGAGAGCCUGGCAGAGGAGCAACACAAUCUGGGAAGUCGGUGUGGACUGUCCGGUGUGAGGUACGGCGUCCACCUUGGAUUCCUGCUGUCCCUCAGAGGAGAGGAUGCAGAAGCCAGAUUGACUGCAGAGGAUUAACUCACUUCAGCUCAUCCUCUGGGUUUGAAGCUUGAUCUCUUGUUGCAAAGUGUAUUUUUGUGUAAAAGUGUGAAAUAUUGUACAUCAUUUGUACAUGGCUUCUGCUCCAACUCAGUGUCUGAUGUACAAAGUAAACUGUAUGUGAUGACCUUGUAAUAAAUAAUGUUUUUCCCCUAAAAGCACAAAGAAUGCAUGAUCUGCAAAACCAUUAGAUCUUACCAGGUACUUUUGUCUUGUUUCUACUGCAGAUUUCUUAGUACACUUGAAAUAAGACAAAACCAAUUUACAUUUACUUUUUAGCAACAUGUAAGUGUUGCUUU